Molecule: messenger RNA, 723 nt
Organism: Diabrotica virgifera virgifera (western corn rootworm)
Lineage: Eukaryota; Metazoa; Arthropoda; Insecta; Coleoptera; Chrysomelidae
Exons: 2
Coding region: 1-723 (240 amino acids)
Source: RefSeq, a predicted model, not a curated record
AUGACGGACGCUAACACCAGUGCCAAUACCAGUGCCUCAGUGGAUCGGAUUUCAGUUAAAAUCCCACCUUUCUGGCCCAACGAUCCUGAAAUAUGGUUCCUGCAAGUAGAAAACCAAUUUACACUGGCAAAUAUAACAAGUGACGCAACCAAAUUCAACUAUAUAGUUGCCAAUUUAGACACAGCCUACAUAUUAGAACAACAAAAGAUUAAAAGACUACUCGAGCAUGAAGAACUGGGCGAUCGAAGACCUUCGCAGUUCUUACGACAUUUACAGUCUUUAGCAGGCACAACGGUACCAGAAAAUAUUGUAAGGUCUCUGUGGUUAGGUAGACUGCCAGCGUCUACACAGGCUAUUCUAGCUACUCAAGCUAAAGCUGGUUUGGACGCAGUUGCCGAGCUAGCUGACACAAUAUCUGAAGCGAUAGUUCCUAGGGCCCAAAUUUCAGAAGCUUCUAACGCUCUUGAAAGUACCAUAGAGAAAUUGAUAGCCGAAUUAGCUGAAAUGAAAAUCCAGCUAUCCAGCUUGUCAAAUGCUCAAGCACAAGCUAACACAUACCGUCGAAACCGCAGCACCUCAAGAGGCAGACCUUAUCCUAGAGACAGGAGCUACAGCAGGGAACGUAAUAGUGAUAUUUGUUGGUACCACUACCGUUUUGGUGACCAGGCUCAAAAGUGCUCUCCUCCGUGCAAGCACCAGGGAAACGUCGCGGGCAGUCGGUAA